AAAUGAAAGAAAUUGUAAAACCCUAUUGAUAGUGAUUUAAGCUCCACACCCACGAUGAUAUGAAAUUAGGAAAGAACCCUAAAAUUUGGAGGAUAAAAGAAAAAAGAGGAUGUUUAGGGAAAUCAAGAUUGUAUGAGUUGGCGGUUGGUCGGAAAAGCCCAUAUCUAGAAGGGCAGUUUCGGCCUUAAAAGAAAAUCAUUUUGAUUUGAAGUCGGCGGAGUCUCCAUUUCGUCUUCAUAUUCAAAGUGAUUCUAUUCCUGAGGAGGAACAACAAAAACAAAGUUCUUCAAUUUUCGGUUUCCAGAUUUUGGAAACCUAAAUCGGUAAACCAAAUAAACGAAGAACCAGAUUAAGAAAGAGAGAAUACCGCCAAGAUAUGGCCCGGAGACCUGACGAUGACUAUGAUUAUCUCUUCAAAGUUGUGCUUAUCGGUGAUUCCGGCGUUGGAAAAUCCAACCUCCUUUCCCGAUUCACUCGGAAUGAGUUUUGUUUGGAGUCCAAGUCCACCAUUGGCGUCGAAUUCGCUACUCGUACUCUUCAGGUCGAGGGAAGGACUGUGAAAGCUCAAAUAUGGGACACGGCCGGUCAAGAGCGUUACAGAGCAAUAACAAGUGCUUACUACAGGGGUGCACUUGGAGCGCUUCUAGUGUAUGAUGUAACAAAACCAAUGACAUUCGAUAACGUAAGCCGUUGGUUGAAGGAACUUAGGGACCAUGCCGAUUCCAACAUAGUAAUCAUGUUAAUUGGAAACAAGACUGAUCUGAAACACCUCCGAGCAGUGGCGACAGAGGAUGCACAAAGCUAUGCUGAGAAAGAAGGACUAUCAUUCAUUGAAACGUCUGCUCUCGAAGCAACAAACGUGGAGAAGGCUUUCCAAACUAUUCUUUCCGAGAUAUAUCGGAUAAUCAGUAAAAAAUCCCUUAAUUCAGAGGAGCCUUCUGCUGCUAAUAACAUCAAAGAAGGCAAAACCAUUGUGGUUGGUGAAUCAGAGGCCAAUACAAAGAAGGCUUGUUGCUCCUCUUCUUGAAGUUCAACAAUUUUUGUAACUCUCUCUCUCUCUCUCUCUCUCUUUCUUAUUUGUCAUUUGCUUCUUCAUUUCUUUCUAGUUACCAACUCUCUUCUGUUAUUUGUUUGCUUUUGGAUUAUGUUGGUGUAUAAUUUACAUAUAAUUUAUAUUUUACUUUAGAUUUGUUAUUAUUAUUAUUAUUAUUAUUAUUGUUA
Cucumis melo (muskmelon) is the source of this 1221-nucleotide messenger RNA. Its product is annotated as ras-related protein RABA2a. NCBI's taxonomy places the organism in Eukaryota, Viridiplantae, Streptophyta, Magnoliopsida, Cucurbitales, Cucurbitaceae. Gene Ontology annotation, molecular function: GTP binding; GTPase activity. Gene Ontology annotation, cellular component: endosome. The record is from RefSeq and is a predicted model, not a curated record. The transcript has 2 exons. The coding region runs from base 377 to 1027 and encodes 216 amino acids.